AGCAUCAGUAAAUCCCGCGAGGAAGGACGGUGAGGGAGUAAAGAUGGCGGCCUCCUUGGUUAGAUUUGUCCGCAGCGGUUUUGGAAAAAGUCUGAACGUUGCUAGACAGAGCGCUGCGAUUGUCCAGACAAGAACAACGACAACUGAAACCAGACCUACCGUAAGGCCCAAGGAUCCAGUCACCCACACUCAGCUUUCAGAGUUUGGCGAAUACAUUGCAGAGAUUCUCCCCAAAUAUGUGCAACAAGUUCAGGUGACCUGCUUUAAUGAGCUGGAGGUAAUGAUCCAUCCAGAAGGGAUUAUACCUGUUCUCACCUUCUUGAAAGAUCACACAAACGCUCAGUUCAACAACAUGACUGACCUGACAGCUGUGGAUGUCCCUACAAGGCACUAUCGCUUUGAGAUUGUGUAUAAUCUGCUGUCCCUGCGCUAUAACUCUCGAAUCCGAGUGAAGACCUACACUGACGAGCUGAGUCCUCUUGACUCCUCUGUGUCUGUACACCAGGCAGCUAACUGGUAUGAGAGAGAGAUUUGGGACAUGUAUGGAGUUUUCUUCGCAAACCAUCCAGAUCUGAGACGUAUCUUGACAGAUUAUGGAUUUGAAGGUCAUCCAUUCAGGAAAGACUUUCCUUUGUCUGGAUAUGUGGAGGUGCGUUAUGACGAUGAGGUGAAGCGGGUUGUGGCUGAACCUGUGGAGCUCGCUCAGGAGUUCCGUAAGUUUGACUUGAACAGUCCAUGGGAAGCGUUCCCCGCAUACAGGGAGCCCAAAGAUGCACCCAAGCUGGAGUCUGGGGACAAACCAGCAAAGUAACCCUGGAGAGCUGUAAUGAUCAGAACAUAUUUAUGUAAAUAAGACCCUGUGCUACAUCUAAAUAAAACAAUGAAACGA
Messenger RNA from Rhinichthys klamathensis goyatoka, 889 nucleotides. RefSeq names its product NADH:ubiquinone oxidoreductase core subunit S3 (gene ndufs3). The transcript is spliced from 7 exons. The record is from RefSeq and is a predicted model, not a curated record. Lineage: Eukaryota; Metazoa; Chordata; Actinopteri; Cypriniformes; Leuciscidae. Bases 44 to 811 code for a protein of 255 amino acids. Gene Ontology annotation, molecular function: NADH dehydrogenase (ubiquinone) activity.